GUAGGAACAGAUGCACCCACUUCUCUCCAGCCGAAGAUGUCUGACAAUGCCGAGUCCCCAACAGAAACGCAGAAGGAGGAUGCGCAGUCGCCACCAAGUGACGCAGGGGCAAGUGAAGACAAGAAGAAAAUUGACGUGCUUUUAAAAGCUGUGGGCGACACUCCAAUAAUGAAAACAAAAAAAUGGGCGGUGGACAGAGGAAGGACAGUGAUCUCACUCUCUCAGUUCAUCGCUCGCUUCCUUAAAAUGGAUGCAAAUGAGCAACUGUUCAUCUACGUGAACCAGUCUUUUUCUCCGUCACCAGACCAAGAAGUGGGAACACUUUUUGAUUGUUUCGGCAGUGACGGCAAGUUGGUUUUACAUUAUUGCAAGUCCCAGGCGUGGGGUUGAGACACAUCUGGAACAUCACAGCCUGCUCAUAAUGUGUCUUUUUAUAUCUUGUACAUGUUGUAAAUAAAUCAAAUCAAAC
This is a messenger RNA of Synchiropus splendidus (mandarinfish), 469 nucleotides long. It is a transcript of the gene atg12, whose product is annotated as ATG12 autophagy related 12 homolog (S. cerevisiae). Gene Ontology annotation, biological process: autophagosome assembly; C-terminal protein lipidation; autophagy of mitochondrion. The record is from RefSeq and is a predicted model, not a curated record. The transcript is spliced from 4 exons. Gene Ontology annotation, cellular component: cytoplasm; Atg12-Atg5-Atg16 complex; phagophore assembly site membrane. NCBI's taxonomy places the organism in Eukaryota, Metazoa, Chordata, Actinopteri, Syngnathiformes, Callionymidae. Bases 37 to 390 code for a protein of 117 amino acids.